Molecule: messenger RNA, 1157 nt
Organism: Oncorhynchus gorbuscha (pink salmon)
Lineage: Eukaryota; Metazoa; Chordata; Actinopteri; Salmoniformes; Salmonidae
Product: sterile alpha motif domain-containing protein 13-like
Exons: 4
Coding region: 544-843 (99 amino acids)
Molecular function (GO): protein binding
Source: RefSeq, a predicted model, not a curated record
ACACGUUAGCGCAGCGUUUUCCGAACUCGGUCCUCGGGACCCCAAGGGGUGCACGUUUUGUUUUUUGCCCUAACACUACACAGUUGAUUCAAAUAAUCAAAGCUAGAUGAUUAGUUGAUUCUUUUUAAUCAGCUGUGCAAAACGUGCACCGAGUUUGGUAAACCCUGCAUUAGCAAGACAUACUUAUUGACAAAACGUAUAACAUGUUAGAUGAGAAAUUCAUUUUUUAAAAUGUCAAUAAUAAAUGCUCAUGGUGUCAAUAAUAGAAUUUAAGGUAUCAAGCUAUAGUAAUAGAUAAAGUAGCCUGAAUUGCGCUUUCCUUAUUCCAAGAUUGUAAUGAAUUACUCCAUAUUUCAUGCUGCACCUGAUUAAUGUUACAUUGUAAUAUUGUCCACAAUAUCAUCACGAUCCGCGAUCUUUCUUUCCACUGAUGUGCAUAGGUCCUGAAUUAAAUGCAGUGUCUAAAGUUAGAACUGUGAGAGUGAAGUUUCUGGUGGAAAUUGUCCAUCCAAAGAUAACCUGCUGAAAAUCCAAGACUCUGGAAUGGAGAACAAAACCAAUGGAUCAGUGGAAGCCAAGCCUAAGGUGGAGAAUGGACAGCUGCCGGAUCCUGCUGACUGGGCGGUAACUGAUGUCGUUAACUAUUUCAAAGCUGCAGGAUUUGAAGAGCAGGCUACUGCUUUCCAGGACCAGGAAAUCGAUGGAAAGUCUUUGCUUCUGAUGACACGGAACGAUGUCCUGACAGGCCUGUCCAUCAAACUGGGGCCAGCACUGAAGAUCUAUGAGUACCAUGUGAAGCCACUCCAGACCCAGCAUCUGAAGAGUAAUGCUAAUGCAUCAUAGCAUCACCCCAUGCUCUUCCAUGUGCAACAGGACAGUCAUCUAUGGAGGAGGGUUGAGAGGCUGGACGGACAGACCAGGCUGAAGACGUUUAUGGACAGCAGAAGAUGGUGCUUAGAAAACUUAUUUGCAUCCUUAUGCAAUGUCAAUGUACUUUUACUUGAAGUGAUGACGAUGCCAAAUGGUUUACGCCGUGAAAUUAAUUUACAAAAGACAUGGCAGUGAUCAUACGGUUUUUAGUUAACUGAGUGAUAUUGGUUUAUGAAAGUAAGGACUUGAUUCCUUUAUUUGAAUAAAAUUAUUUUACAGGUCUUAAA